Maudiozyma saulgeensis is the source of this 1386-nucleotide messenger RNA. NCBI's taxonomy places the organism in Eukaryota, Fungi, Ascomycota, Saccharomycetes, Saccharomycetales, Saccharomycetaceae. The record is from the annotation of a GenBank genome assembly.
AUGUUUUUAUUACAAUGUCUGUUAUUGUUUAAUAUAUUAAAAUUUGCAACUGCGUUUGUUCAUCCAAUUAAGAUUAUGGGAACCCAUUUUUAUGAUUCUGAGACAGAAGAACCUUUCUUCAUAAAAGGUGUUGAUUACCAACCGGAAGGAUCAUCUGGUUUUAUUGGUUCAAGCGAUCCGCUCUCGAAUCCACAAGUAUGUGCUCGUGAUAUCAUGUUAUUCCAGGAAUUAGGAAUAAAUACAAUUAGAAUAUAUUCAAUCAAUCCAGAUUUGGAUCACUCUAAAUGUAUGACAAUGUUAGCGAUGGCAGGAAUAUAUUUAAUGUUGGAUGUAAAUUCACCUUUGCCGAAUCAACACAUCAAUCGAUAUGAACCGUGGACAACCUAUAACCCAAUUUAUUUAGAACAUGUAUUUAAAGUGGUUCAAGAAUUUUCACAAUAUAAUAAUACUUUAGGAUUCUUCGCAGGAAAUGAAAUUAUCAAUGAUAAGAAAAGUUCAGAAGUUUCUCCAGUAUAUGUUAAACAAUUGGUUACCGAUAUUAAGAAUUAUAUUUCAAAAAAUUGUGAGAGAUAUAUCCCUGUUGGUUAUUCAGCCGCAGAUGAUCUUCGUUAUAGAGUCUCUCUAUCCAAGUAUUUAGAAUGUGAAUUACCACAGGAUAAAACAAUAAAAAGUGUGGAUUUUUAUGGUGUUAAUUCAUACCAAUGGUGUGGCCAACAAACUUUGGAGACCUCUGGCUAUGAUGAAUUAAUUAAAGCAUAUCAAAAUUAUUCUAAACCAGUAUUCUUUUCUGAAUAUGGUUGCAAUAAAGUACUACCAAGACAAUUUCUUGAAGCUGAAGUUCUAUAUACACCAAUAAUGGCUCAAGUGUUCAGUGGUGGUCUUGUCUAUGAGUUUACUCAGGAAUCAAACAAUUAUGGAUUAAUCAAGAUUGAUUCCAAUGGUCAUGCAAAAAUUCUACAAGAUUUUGAAAUAUUAAAGAAAAGAUAUAAAGCCAUUGAGGAUUCACUGAAGGCACAAAAUUUCCAAGAAGAUUCAAUUACUCCACCAGUUUGUAAAGAUAAAUAUUCUAAUUUAGGGACAAACACAGAUUUACCUAAAAAUUUGGCUAAAUCUUUAAUUGAAAAAGGUGUGGAAGCUUCAGGUGGCUAUUGUGAACUAGAAAAUAAAGAUUUUGAAUCAAAAUACAAGGUUUAUGGUACAGAUGGGGCUCUUAGGGACAAUUCGAAUAGUGUCAAAAUUGUCAACCCGUUAUAUUCUGGAGUUACUGACAGCGAACCUAAGGGUAAAGAAAUAAAGAAAAGUAGUUCCUGUAAUCUCAGGUUACCUUUGAAGGGAGCCAUACGUUGGCUAUUUGCUUUAGUGGCACAUUUCUAUAUACUAUUUUAA